Molecule: messenger RNA, 3137 nt
Organism: Pomacea canaliculata
Lineage: Eukaryota; Metazoa; Mollusca; Gastropoda; Architaenioglossa; Ampullariidae
Product: cholecystokinin receptor type A-like
Exons: 6
Coding region: 1791-3122 (443 amino acids)
Biological process (GO): neuropeptide signaling pathway
Cellular component (GO): membrane
Molecular function (GO): G protein-coupled peptide receptor activity
Source: RefSeq, a predicted model, not a curated record
UAGCCAGCACAGGGCGGAGAAAGGGAAGGUGCCAUCCCGUCUGGUGGGGAGCUGGUGCUAGUAGUGAGACACACGAAGCAAGGUAUCGACAGGCAGGCAACGGUAAUAGGAGGAGCGGGAUGUUCUAACGAUCACAAUAACAACAGACGACAAAGACUCAAAGAAAACCAAACAAGACAUGUGAAUAUCCCUAUCGUGACUACAUCAGUCAACACGCAGUAUCUUCACGAGAAACACGAACAAAAAACUGGAAUCAGAUGAAAACUUUGUCACCCUACACCCAUUGUCAUCGCACAGUCCAGGCACGGCAGUAAUCACCUGCACUAAGUGACUCAAAGAAGAAGGAACUAGUUUUGACUGGAGUUGGUCUCUCAAAGAAAGGACAGCAAUCCUCAGAGACUGCUCAGAUCAGGAGGGGCAAUUGCCGUGCCAACGGUUUGAAGGAUGAAAACGAUUGCAAGGCCAGUGUCCAGACUUCUCUGUCUUCACCAUCGUUGUGCUAAAGCUGAGUUUUCGGUUUUCCAGAGAAACAGGAUCACCUGGUUGUGACAACCAAUGAUUGGGAGCCACAAGGACCCGUUUGUGAUACUUCUGAAUUGCUGCCGACAGACUCUGAAACAAAAAGAUUGUUUCCUUACUUUUUCUACUCAAAGCUUUUCUUGAAUGUUGUUUGACACGUUUUCUAAACUGGGGACAGGUUUGUCUGCUAACCCUAGCAUCAAUUGAAAUCGAAAGCUAUUUGUUUCAGUGCCGCCGACGAUGAUCUAAGAGACGUGUUUCCAAAAACAUUUCGCUCCAUUCUCUGACAAACGCCAAGCAAACCGCACUAAAAGGUCCUAAUAUUUGCCAUCUGGUGGAAAGAAAAACCAGCUCAUGCCGAGACAUUACCAGAGAAUUUGUUCACAGCCACUUUCAGGAAUUCAAGAUCUCUUCUUUCACAGGGCACAUCAAAGGCUGUGAUAACUGGAUAACAUCACCAUAAAUAUUAAUACACAAAAACCUGGCCGCCAAGAUUCAUUCCUUCAAACGUGAGAAGCAAGGCAAACAAACUGACGACCAGGCUUCCAAAGGGACAAAACUUUCCACAGGCUGAGAAAGAAGGAAGACUGCGGCUUUUUUCCCAUGAUUCAUCAACGCAAACUCUUCAAACAUGGACACUGAGUUCGCAUGAUGCCAAAUUUCUUCUCGGCCGACUUUAAGGAAAUAACUCAUAAAUAAAAAUCAUCUUGGAGAGAGGGUUUGAUUAAAGAUCUCACAACAGAAAGACAAGACAUCGAGAGAAAUGAAAACGAUUCCAGCUGUGGUAAUUUCUUCUUUCAUCGACUUCGUCUGGAAGAGGCUUAAUUUUCUCCAAGUAAAUAAUCACAUCAGGAUCGCUGAACGACAGGGUGGAUGCAAAAAAAGUCGACAGGCUAACACCUUGCUUCUCUAAUGAAAAAAAAGUAGAUAGCAGGCAAACAUCUGACUGAAAAUAAAACUGGAGGGAAAAUCUUCCAGAGAAUGAUCAAAAUUGAAUAAACUUUUUUUCGGGGGUGUUGUCGAUGGUGAGUUCAUAACAACAACAUCUAAUUUGCUGUCGAGGCUGCUGGGAUGUGAGGUCGCAACCAGGACAUUGAUUCUUUCAAGGACUUGUGAAACUGGAUACUCCAGCAUAUACAGAAAAGGAUUCAUGGUAGAAAUCACAGCGAGAAAAAUGAAAUCUGUCGAUUACUGGAAACUAACCUACCUAUGUCUGCCAUGAUGCUAUGACUGCCGAAGGAGACCGUUGACAAAAGUCCACACAUUUCACGAUGUCGGCCAGCGCUUCCUCCACCACCAACGCGACAGGGAACGAGGCGAACUUGUCCUUCGACGCCGAGCACAUCGUUCUGUACGUCGUGCUCAGCUGCUACAGUGUCGUGGGCAUCUCCGGCAACGCCAUUGCAUUCUACAUCUUCUUUCGGCGCCGGAACUGUUGCACCUCCGACAUCUUCAUCCUGGCUCUAGCCGGAACUGACUUCAUCGUCUGCCUCGUCACAAUACCCUUCACCAUAGUCUUCGAGCUCCUGCACUACCGACUGUACUACGACAGUCUGUGCAAGUUAUACAUGUUUUUUAACACCUCCACCAUCCCUUACUCCUCCCUCAUCAUGGCCGCCAUUGCGUUCGACCGCUACUUCUGUAUCUGCCAUCCCUUCCUUCACAUCAUCUCUGUGGAGCGGGCCAGGAUCAUUGUACUGUGCCUGGCAGUACCAUCCUUGUGCUUCGGCGUGAUCACAGGCAUGUCGUAUGGCCUGUACAACAAGGAGGACUUUCUGUUGACCAACGGCUCCGUCUUGCUGGGCACGAACAAGACGUGGAUGAGCAUCCCAAACGAGGAGAUGGAGCUGCAAUUUUUGGAUGUAAACGAAAAGAAAGACGGCAUCAUGGCGCUGUCGGAGAUCUCUUUCAAAAACGACAGUCAAACCUACGAACUGCACAUCUACAGGAAGUUUCGCCUCAAUUCGGAAUGUUUCUUGAACAACGUGCAUUUCACCGACGACUUUAUGACGUGGUAUUUACGUGUGUACACCUCUCUUUACAUUCUAUGCUUCAUUGCAGUCGUCGUGCUAUACAUUUUGAUUUACAGAUCCAUCUUUAGGAGGCGUGCAAAGAAGGCGAAGCGGAAGAAGAAGAAUAACUACGUCAGUCUUGCAGUCACCGACACCACCGCGCCCCAGCACAACCUGGCAGCAGCAGUCGAGGUGGAGACUGCAUUAACGGAACUCAACAGCAACGGUACAGUUGUCACAAAAACCACUACCAGCUCCGCCGCUAAAAAUGGAGUCAAGAGUAAUGGCAGCCACAAUGCCAAGGAUACGAGCGCGACAGUCUGCCGUAUCCCCAAGAAGCGCUCCAGCACCAUUCGAGACCGAAAUUUGUACGCGAACAUCAGAACGGCCAUGAUGCUCUUCGUCGUAACCGUCGUCUUUAUCAUCGCCUUUACUCCAUCCCUGUUAAUAGCCAACAUGCUCAUCCCAUUACAGCUGAUUGUCUUCUACAUUUACUUUACCUACAAUGUGGCCAACCCCUUCAUCUACGCUUUCAUGAAUCAGACAUUUCGAGAAGAUCUGAAGAAGUUCAUGAAAAAGUGCUUCAGGUAAGCUGGUGGCGCUUUC